UCGUCUUCUUCUUCUUCUUCAUCGACGAGUCGCCUACUGGUUUUCCCUGCAAUGGCCGUCUGACUUGCGAAAGAGUUCACUUUCUGAGCCGUCGAAGCAAGAAAAUGGCUCCAAAGGCGAAGCCUAAGCCCUCACCGUCCCCGUCGCAGCCUCCUCCCCCCCUCGAGGAUCUGUUCACGUCCCUCAGCAAGCACAUCCAGCGGUCCGAGUUCAAGCAGGCCGUCAGAGUAGCAGAUCAAGUUCUCGGAAUUGCCCCCGGAGACGAGGACGCGAUCAGAUGCAAGGUCGUGGCUUUGAUAAAGAGCGAUAGUAUCGAGGAUGCUCUGUCCGCAAUUCAGUCUGCUAAGAAUUUUCCAGUAGAUUUUAGCUUCUACAAGGCAUACUGCUUAUACAGACAAAACAAGUUAGAUGACGCAUUGGACUGUCUAAAAAGCCAAGAGAGAAGCACUUCAACAAUGCUGCUGGAAUCCCAGAUUCUAUAUCGGUUAGGAAAAAUGGAUGCUUGCGCCGAUAUCUACCAAAACCUUCUAAAGUCGAAGGUUGAAUCGUCAGAAAUAAAUGCCGUUGCCAGCUUGGUUGCAGCUGGGAGGGCCUCUGAAGUUCAAGGAACACUUGAUUCACUUAGAGUCAAAGCAACUAGCAGUUUUGAGUUGGCAUAUAACACUGCUUGUUCUUUGAUUGAAAGAGAGAAGUACUCAGAUGCGGAGCAACUGCUCUUAUCUGCACGCAGAAUUGGUCAGGAAACGCUGUUGGAUGAAAAUUUAGAACCUGAUGAAGUAGAGAUUGAACUUGCUCCUAUUGCUGUGCAGCUGGCAUACGUCCAGCAGCUCUUUGGACGCACUCAAGAGGCCAAUAAAGCCUAUACAGGAAUUAUUCAGCGGAAUCUAGCAGAUGAAUCAUCACUUGCAAUUGCAGUGAACAACCUCAUUUCUUUGAAAGGGUCGAAAGAUGUGAAUGAUGGUUUAAGAAAACUUGACCGCCUAAAAGACAAAGAUGCUCAGAGCUUCAAGCUUUCUCGCACGGUGGACUUGAAACUCUUGAGAAAGCAAAGGGAAGCAAUAUACACUAAUCGGGUGCUGUUACUUCUCCAUGCAAAUAAGAUGGAUCAGGCUCGAGAACUUGUAGCGGCACUUCCUGACAUGUUUCCUGAUAGUGUGAUGCCAGUACUGCUCCAAGCAGCAGUCCUCGUGAGAGAGAAUAAGGCGGGAAAGGCCGAGGAGCUUCUAGGUCAGUUUGCCGAGAAGUUCCCAGACAAGUCAAAGGUUGCUCUCCUCGCAAGGGCACAAGUUGCUGCAGCAGCUGGUCACCCUCUGGUAGCAGCGGAAUCUCUAUCUAAGAUUCCUGAGAUCCAACACAUGCCCGGAACUGUCUCGACUAUAGUGGCUCUCAAGGAACGAGCGGGUGAUAUUGAUGGAGCUUCUGCUGUUCUCGACUCAGCUAUUAAAUGGUGGUCUGAUGCAAUGACCGAGGACAACAAGAUUGGUCUUUUAAUGCAGGAAGCAGCUUCCUUCAAGGUUAGGCAUGGGAGGCAAGAGGAAGCUGCCAGACUCUUCGAAGAGCUUGUGAAGAGCCAUGGGAGUGUAGAGGCAAUAGUAGGACUUGUGACCACUGUUGCUCGUGUGGAUAUCGAGAAAGCCGAAGCUUAUGCGAAGAAGCUGAAGCCGUUGCCUGGGCUGAAGGGAGUGGACGUAAACAGUUUGGAGAAAACUUCUGGGGCGAAGCAGGAUGAAAGUUAUCCUCGAGUUGGGAUGGGUGAGGUGCAUGAGGAGAGCAAGAGUAAGGAGAAGGCUAAGAAGAAGAGGAAGAGGAAGCCGAGGUACCCCAAAGGGUUCGACCUGGCCAACCCAGGGCCACCACCGGACCCAGAGAGAUGGCUUCCCAAGAGGGAGAGGUCAAGUUACCGGCCGAAGAGGAAGGAUAAGAGGGCGGCCCAGGUCAGAGGCUCUCAAGGCGCAGUGGUCAGAGAUAAACAAGAGGCUGGGACUAAUUCAAGCGCAUCCAACUCGAAAUUAAGCCAAGCAGGCAGUUCCAAGGGGCCACAGAGUUCCACGGCGGAGCAACCCAAGCCUCCAUCAAAGUCGUCAAGAAAGAAAUCGAGGAACUGACCUGCGGGAUUUGGUAAUUUUGUUGACUAGUCCUUGAAAAGCAUUUAUUCCCACCGCUGUUGAGAUUUCGUUGUUAGGUUUUUGUAGACUUCUAAUUCGAUUUGCAGUUGCUUAACGAGCCUCUUUAUGGAGAAUGAUUUUUAUCCACUGGGUUGUUAAAGUCACUCCCAUGGAAGCACUUACAUUUUAUUUGAAGAAUGCGUUCUUUCUUUUUGACGGUGAGUCGAUUUAAUUUUAAAUCGACUUAUACCCUCGA
Molecule: messenger RNA, 2361 nt
Organism: Punica granatum (pomegranate)
Lineage: Eukaryota; Viridiplantae; Streptophyta; Magnoliopsida; Myrtales; Lythraceae
Source: RefSeq, a predicted model, not a curated record